This is a messenger RNA of Seriola aureovittata, 3356 nucleotides long. It is a transcript of the gene ascc2, whose product is annotated as activating signal cointegrator 1 complex subunit 2. Gene Ontology annotation, molecular function: ubiquitin binding. The coding region runs from base 138 to 2396 and encodes 752 amino acids. The transcript has 19 exons. The record is from RefSeq and is a predicted model, not a curated record. Gene Ontology annotation, biological process: regulation of DNA-templated transcription. NCBI's taxonomy places the organism in Eukaryota, Metazoa, Chordata, Actinopteri, Carangiformes, Carangidae.
UCCGCUCCCAACAACACAGAUGAUGAGGAAAACGUUUGGAAAUUGAAACUCUGAAAAGCUACGACGACAUCGAUGAGAUGGCUUGAAAGAGUCACAGAUAGUCACAUUCAAGGAGAAAAACUAGAGAAGGUGAAGCCAUGGCCUGUGCCCGAGUGCCACUGGAUGAGCAGCAGGUGACUGAGCCUGGCCCGCUGGGAAAAGACCACACACUGCCUGCGCUGCACCCAGACCGGAAGGAGGAUCGCUGUUUUGUGCCUUACAAGCCUCCACCAGAGGACGGCUCUCCUGCUGAGGUGGAGGAGUUUUUGGAAUAUGCCAGAUUCAUCAUAGAGGACCUGGAGUGGCUGCUCGCACUGCCCCACGAUAAGUUCUGGUGCCAGGUGGUAUUUGACGAGUCCCUGCAGAGGUGCCUCGACUCGUACCUGUGUCACGCUCCUCGGAGCCUCGACCUCACUGCCCUGCCCUCCUCCCCGACAAUGGCUGAGAUGCAGCGCUCCGUCCACAGGUCGGUCUUCUUGACUUUCCUGAGGAUGGCCACACAUAAAGAGUCCAAGGAUAACUUCCUCACCCCGGCUGUGUUUGGAGAAAUUAUCUAUGACAACUUCCUGUUUGACAUUCCCAAAAUUUUGGAUCUGUGUGUACUCUUUGGAAAGGGCAACAGCCAGCUGCUGCAUAAGAUGAUAGAGAACAUCUUUACCCAGCAGCCGUCAUACUACAGUGACCUGGAUGAGACAGUGCCCACUGUGUUACAGGUGUUUGACUCAGUCUUAGACAAAUGUGGUCUUCAGUGUGAAGGAGCCACCGCCAUGGAGCCCAUGAAGCUGAAUGCACAUAAACAGCCCACUGCCAUGACCAUGAGCCAGCAGGAACUUGCAGAUAUAAUUUUGUACCUGUGUGACUCGACUACCACCAUCCAUGCCUUCCUGGACAUCUUCCCUGCAGCCUGCUCCACCUUUCACUCGCACGGCUUCCUCAGCAGACUGACGUCAUUUUAUGAGACCACUGUGCCUGACCUUGAGAAGGCGCUGAGGAAGAGAAAUUUUGAUGAUAAAGGUCUUCAGGACAACUUGUGGAAGAGGUUGUCCCACUCCUGUCGCAAGAUGGUGGAGACGGCUCACCUGCUGCUGCACCACACCUGCCUACAGCCAAUCCUGGAGGGGAGAGAAAACAUGCAAACAUUUGCAGAGGAACUACUACAACAUUUCACAUCUUUUUUACCUGAGAAAAGGUUCUUGUCGGACUACGAUGAGCAGUUCCCGCUCAGCGACGACAUCAGCCUCCUGCAACAGGCUCUCCCUGUCAUUGAUGAGACCAGGACGUCCUACCUGCUCCAGGGGGUGGAAAGUGCCUGGGACAGCGUGGGACGACGGAGAACACAGAGCCAGAUUCAGCCUAAAGCUCCUUCGUUGUUGUCAGCCAGUCAGGGAGCAGUUGGCUGGGCUGGAGAGAGACCGAAGGGAGCGGAGGCCAUGUUGGAUGUUCCCGGAAAAGGAAACAACGGCGUGGUGUGUCCGCUGAGCGCGGCGGAGCUGGAGUCUCUGCUGUCGUGUAUCAGGGACCUGCUGCCUGACUUGGGCGAAGGCUUCCUGCUGGCCUGUCUGGAGGAGUACAACUACAACUCUGAGCUGGUCAUCAACAACAUCCUGGAGGACCGGUUAGCGCCCAGCCUGGACAAACUGGACCGAUCCAUGCCAAGGCCUGUGAAGGAGGAGCUUCCAAGUGUCCUGAGCAACAGAUCCGGCGUGUUUGAUGAUGAUGAGUUUGACAUCUUCCGCAGGGACCAGGUGGACAUGUCCCGCAUCUGGAAGGGCAGGAGGAAAGGUGAGAACAUUCGAGAGAUGCUCAACGACAAGCAGCACAUAGCGGAGCAGAGAGCUCGUUAUCAGGCCUACGAGACUGUGGUGGACGAGGUCGUCAUUGAACCCGGGGAGUCUGCAGCCACGUACGGCCUGGACGACUACGACGACGAGUACGACGACACCUACGACAUGAACCAAGUGGGAGCUAACGACCUGGACGGAGACAGCUUACUGAACAGAAGGCCUUUCACAGUCCCACAGGUGUUGAGAAAAGGAAACAAACCAGAGGAUGAGGAGGAGGGUGAAGAUGACGAGGAGGAAGAGACUUUACAGAACAACGUAAACAGGGACCAGUUUGUGCAGGACCCGGCUCUGCUGAGGGAGAGAGCUGAAGCUAGAAGAGCUGCCAUGCAGCAAAGGAAAGGUUUCCGACCGGAGCGUACCAGUAACGUUGUCGGCCGAGCCAAAGGCCAAGGUCAAACCCUGGAGACGUUCCUGGACCGGCGCAAGAAGGAGGCCAACAAGAGUCGCGUGUCCAACCACAACCGGCGCACCAUGGCUGACCGCAAGAGGAACAAAGGCAUGAUCCCCUCAUGACAUGUGUGACGGCCUGCUGCUCGAACCAACCGGACUGAUGGUAGAAGGGAGAGAUGGCAGGAAGGUGGAUGAUGUGUGUCGACUGAGUGAAUCAGGUUCUGGGUCAAUCACGCUCCAGCCCUGAGGUCACUGUCUUUGCCUGAGAAGGGAAGCCCACUGACGGUUUUCAGUUGCUGGUGAAAAGUUGAAUUAGUUUACAGACUUUCUUUGGCACUUUAGCCUUUUGUUUUCAGAGGUUGUCAAGCAGAGACUCUGAACAUCUACUUUUAGUCUUUGGACUAAAUGAAUUUCUUUUUAUAGCUGAUUAAAAACCAAAGUUCUGAGUGUGAGCCAGGGACUGAGGACAAAGAGUAAGACCUUUUAUUUUUGCCAAGUAACAAAUCAAUUUAUUAUUAAGAUCCAGAGAGACUGAAUUAAGUUUCUUUGACAUCAUCAUCAUCAAGUAGACAACUUAGGAAUACAAAGGAUGAGGGUUUUUAGAGAGACUGCCGUUCCUUCUGUAGCUGGAAGAACAAUUACUGACCUGGUGAUCAAGUCUGGACAUCAGCGGUGGACUGUGUUGCUCUCACUACUCACUCUGUGCGAGUAGCUUGUGUGACAGCUGCUUGCAUGUAACGUUCAAUUGCAUGCAUGUGAUGUCAUCCACCCAGUUCAAACCACUGUUGUCCAGCCUUCGCAAAAACCAAAACAAAAAAAGAAGUCUAGAGACGCUAUAACCAUCUCGUUAUGAUGCUGUGGUGUUUGUUUUUGGAAGCACAUGCUGUACAGAGGCGCCUCGCGUCUCUCACACUAGCUGUAGGGAAACCACCUACAUGUUGCCAUGCACAGACUAUUUUCUAUGAAGAGAACAGAUCUAUCAGAGCAUUUUGUAACAAAAAACACACAUGUAAUUUGCUUUUUGGAGUUGACAUUGCAAAAAAAAAAAAAAAAACAAACCAUAAAAUAAAUACCAUAAUACUA